Messenger RNA from Pseudogymnoascus destructans, 1530 nucleotides. RefSeq lists its product as uncharacterized. The record is from RefSeq and is a predicted model, not a curated record. The coding region runs from base 1 to 1530 and encodes 509 amino acids. The transcript is spliced from 3 exons. NCBI's taxonomy places the organism in Eukaryota, Fungi, Ascomycota, Leotiomycetes, Thelebolales, Thelebolaceae. Gene Ontology annotation, molecular function: protein dimerization activity.
AUGGAUCCAUUAGCCUUAGUAUUGCAGCAAAGUCAGACAUUAAAUGGGACUCGGGGCCAGCGAGAGGAAUAUGUGAAUGAGGCUGAUCUCUAUCUUGAUGCUCCACAUAUCUACACAAAGAUAUUGCUAUUUUGGCAACAAAAGGAAGAGCAAUUUCCUGGUCUAUCAGCAAUGGCUCGUGAUAUACUUUGUAUUCCUGCUGCUGAGUCUGGAGUUGAGCGAGUCUUUAGUGCCGCAAGGGACGUAUGUGGCCACCGACGUGGUCAACUUAAUCCUGAGACGAUUAAGAGUAUUAUGCUUAUAUAUUACUCUCGACAAUACCAGAAUCGUCAAGGUCAUCGUGACAAGCUUGCAGAUAUGAUGGACGUCGUUGAUAUGACUGAGGAGCAAGUCGAAGAAGAGUAUGAGGCACAACGACAACGGAUGUGCAAUUCUAUCGAGUUACAAUAUAUCAGCGAUGAAGAAGAACCACAAUCAAAUACACAUAUCCGAGAGACAUAUUCAAAGGUACAAUAUCCUCCGUUUAAUCCUCAGCGGCCACAGCAACAGCAAGACUUAUCACAAGCUGCACAUGAAGAACGACAAAUGCGCUACCAACAAGGUGAAGAAAGAGAUAGGGCUGACCGUCUUAACGAGACCUUAUACGACAUCCCAGAUGACGAUAUCCCAGAUAAUGAAGAUAUAAGAGAAGAUGGUAAUAAUGAGGAGCCUAUACUUCCAACUAUUCAUGACGAUGAAGAUAAGGAUAUGCCGUCCUCGCCACCAACGCCUAUCCAACGCCCUCGGAAGACUGGAAGAGAUCUACUUGAUAUCUUUCAAGCUACUCGUCAAGACCCUAUAAAUACUUUAGAGUUGGAUUACUGGAAGAGCCUGCUACGAGACAUUCUCGGAGGGCUGGGUCAAGCGAUAGCCGCUGUAUGGCAAGCCUUAAGAAUUGAAGACUUUCUGGGUUUCAUUCUAUCCAUAUUCCUCUUUAUCUUUAAGUGGUACAUUAUUGUUUUAGCGGUUGUUAUUGGCAUCAAAAUCAUUGGGCGUGUGGGAUAUUGGGGCUUGCCUCAGCUUUGGAAGAUUUAUAGAGAGAGUCGAAGGAGGAAAUUUGAAGAACAACGGAGGAACGACGAGAUAAAGCGACAUGCGGCGCGUCUCGCUGAGCUCUGCGCGAAGCAAGCCGCAGACGCAGCAACAUUAGAAGCAGCCAAACAACAAGCUCGAAGAGAACAAGCUAUAAAAGACAAGCUACGGAGGGAGGAAGUGAUGCGGCAAACAAAACUCAAAGCAGACUAUAAGAGGUGGGAAAUGGAAUGCGACAUCGCAUUUCGGGACAAGGCCUCAAUGACCAAAUUCCCAUUCCCACCACUUCCACGGGGCACAGAUCCAAAUUGCUUGGCUUUCGCCAAACUUCCUGCGCCAGCGUGCCAACACAAUGUCAAGCAGUUCCUAAAGGGUUCCGGUGUCUUCUCAAUGAAAUUUCUCAAGCUUGAGAAAAGCCGUUGGCAUGGGAUCGCUUUGCAUCCUGCCGAGAAGAUCUGA